CUUCUGAAAAUAUUUGACCCACAAAUUCAGUGUGUUAAAACAAAAUUCCUUGCCAUGCCUGUAUGUAACAUUGGGACAGCAGAGAACCUGUUCAAUGCUAUUGACACAGUAUUUAGGUAAGUUUUAAAGCUUUUAUUUCUGUUUAAUUUUAAAUAUUUUUUAAUAUUUUAAGUGUAAAUUUUUAAAUGCACAUGCUAUAAAAGCACAAAGCCUUGAUGCUACUUACAUCAUGUAAUGCAACUUAUUAUGAAAUAUCGAUUUGUUUUACAGAGACAGAGGUAUUCCUUGGUCUAAUUGCGUUGGGUUUGGUAGUGACAACUGUAAUGUGAUGAUUGGGAACAACAAAAGUCUUCUGACCAAAAUCCGUGAGAAGAAUCCUGACAUCAUUAAUGUGGGCUGUGUUUGCCAUCUAGCUAACCUGUGUGUCUAGGCAGCCGCAAAGACUCUUCCAGUAGCUGUAGAAGAGAUACUCAUAGACAUCUUCUUCCACUUUCACCAUAGUGCCAAGCGGAAGAAGAUCUAUAAAGAGUUCCAAGAAUUCACUGACACAGAGCCAAUGAAGAUAGUCAAACACUGUGCCACCCGCUGGCUUAGCCUUGAGAAGUGUGUAAAGAGGGUACUACAGCAAUGGCCAGCCCUCUGUAGCUACUUCCAACCCCACGAGGACAAUGAGAAACCUGGCAGGGUAAAACGCAUUGCCGAUAGCCUGACAGACCCCCUGACAUGGCUGAUCUUCUCCUAUCUAGAUCAUAUCAUUCCCCUGAUGACAGACUUCAAUACAGCAUUCCAGGCUGGAGCUCCUAUGGUUGGUCACCUUCACACAGAGAUGCAACGUCUUAUGAGGAAGCUUCUAGGAAAGUUUGUUACCUCGCAGACUAUCAUAGCAGCCAGGGACGUUACUACCAUUUCUUUCGAAACUGAAGAGGUGCAACAUCCCAAUGACAACAUUGCCAUAGGUUUAAGGACACGAGAGUACAUCAAGGACAAUGAGGACACCAUACCCCAAGAAACCAUAGCAAAAUUUUAUCAGCAUGUGCGUCUAUUCUACAUUACUCUGACAUCUUCUCUAGUGAAAAAAUUCCCUUUCAAAGAUGACAUACUAAAGACCUUGUCCUUACUUAAUCCAGAGACUAGAGACAAGGCAUCCCCUGAAGCUGUGGUGCAGCUAGGGAAGAGGGUCCUUCCUGACAUAGACAUUGGUAAGCUUCAAGAAGAAGCAGAAGAGUACAAUGUAACACCAAUAGAGUCACUCCCCCCUUAUCGUGAGGCUAUCGUUUCAAAAGUACCAGAUGUUGAAACAAUGGAGGAGGUAACAGAGGCAUCCCUACUGUCAUUCUGGGUAAAAAUGAGAAACAGAACUCUUCCUGGAAGAGCCCAGAAGCAGUUCAGUGUGCUAGGUGGUGUUGCCUUGGCUUGUUUGACAAUUCCCCAUUCAAAUGCUGACCUUGAACGAUGUUUCAGUAUCCUUAGAAAAAUCCAAACUGACUCAAGACAUAAACUUUCAACUGAAACGAUCCAUAGUUUGAUAAGUGUCAAGUUUAACGAACACCACAGCUGUGUGGAAUAUAAUUAUACCAUCAGUUGAAUCAGUAAGAAAGAGUAAGAACUGUUCGAAUUGAAAGACAUCUAGAUCUAUGUGGAUAAACUGAAAAGUGCUAAUCAAUUAAAUUAGUGAAAAGUAGUGGACAAUGACAGUUUUGAGUAAAAGAUAUAAUAUGCAAGUGGAUUAUGUUCUUUUGAAUUUAUUUUUCACUUAACAGAAAAUUAUAUGCCAUGAAUGACAUUCUCAUUUGUUGAAUUUAUUUUGCAGUUAACAGAAAAUUAUUUAUAAUGAAAUAAAGUGUGAAAAUAACAAUGUUUUGUGCAUAUUUAUGAUUACGAGUGAUUUACACCCGCUUGAACCAAAAUCCCCCUAUUUUUGGUCAAAUCCCCUGCUUUUUAAAGCCAAAUCCCCCUAUCUGGGUGUCUGGAAAUAUGGCAUGUAUGUCUUGAAUCACAUUAUGAUACUUCGUUAGUAUGUCUGGAUUGUUUUUCAUAGUGACAAGUCAAGUGACUUGGUAUCUGCCGUUUUCAUACUUAAGCGUUCUAGUAAAGUCUUCCCUGACUAGAUCGUCUUCUUUUUGUGACUCUAUAUCUACAAUUCCAAUAGUUUCAAUGUUUCAAAAGUCUUCUAGUUCUGUCUUUGGUGAUAGUACAUUAUCUACAGUAGUAAAUGCAUUUGAACUGUUCUGUUUACUGCCAUAUGUUAGAAUGAGCAAAUGAUUGUCAUUUGAAUCAUCGUAUGUGUCCUUUAUUCUACCACUUAGUAUCCAUCCAAACUUAGACGAAAGCAAAUAAAGUCCAUUUUGAAGUUCUAAUUUUUCACCAUUUACAAAGUCUAGGUAGUAGUCGUUUCCAAUCAAGAACUCAAUUGAUGAAGAUUCACUUUCUUUUGGCAUGGUGUCCGCCAAUUGUACAGUUGAUAGAAUACCAUUCACUUUAUCUG
Molecule: messenger RNA, 2485 nt
Organism: Ruditapes philippinarum (Manila clam)
Lineage: Eukaryota; Metazoa; Mollusca; Bivalvia; Venerida; Veneridae
Exons: 4
Coding region: 557-1585 (342 amino acids)
Molecular function (GO): protein dimerization activity
Source: RefSeq, a predicted model, not a curated record